UGAAAGCUGUACAUAGAGAUUUUCUCUUAAUUACAUUGAUAAUUUGGCAAGUGAGAGUUCAACUAUUUGAUUGGUCAAAGCUUCCAGAUUUUGACUUCACCUCUUCCAUUUGCACUAUAUAUAUUUGAGAUUUCAAUGUUGUGGCCGGCAAAUGAAAGUUGAACAAGAAAAAAUGGCGGUCUUCUUAAUGAAACGGCUCGUAGCCACAAGUCUCUUAUUUGCGUUAAUGGUGUCUCUCUCCCAUGGGAGAGUAAAUCCCAGCUUUAAAAUUAAAGCAGUAAAUCUUGGAGGCUGGCUAGUUACAGAAGGAUGGAUCAAGCCUUCUCUUUUUGAAGGAAUCCCCAACAAAGAUUUCUUGGAUGGAACUGGACUUCAGUUUAAAUCAGUCACAGUUGGGAAGUAUCUUUGCGCUGAGUUGGGUGGAGGAACCAUUAUAGUAGCAAAUCGAUCAUCUGCCUCAGGCUGGGAAACAUUUAGAUUGUGGAGGAUCAAUGAAACCCAUUUCAACUUCAGGAUAUUUAACAAACAAUUCGUGGGAUUGGACAGCAGCGGCAAUGGAACUAACGUAGUAGCCAUCUCCAACAUGCCAGGCAGAUUGGAGACAUUUGAGAUUGUGAAAAACUCGAAUGAUUCUAGUCGUGUUAGGAUAAGAGCUUCCAAUGGGUUUUUCUUGCAGGUGAAAACGGAGGAGCUACUGACAGCCGAUUAUGCCGGUGGUAGCAACUGGGGAGACGAUGACCCAUCAGUGUUUGUAAUGACAAUUUCUGGAAGGAUGCAGGGAGAGUUCCAAGUCACUAACGGUUAUGGCCCUGAAUUAGCCCCACAAGUUAUGAGGGAACACUGGAGUACAUUCAUAGUGGAAAAAGAUUUCAAGUUCAUAUCUGAAAACGGACUAAACGCUGUAAGAAUACCUAUUGGUUGGUGGAUAGCAAGCGAUCCAUCACCUCCAAAGCCUUAUGUUGGAGGUUCCCUUCAAGCAUUAGACAGUGCAUUCUCAUGGGCAGAGAAAUAUAAGGUGAAAGUUAUAAUUGACUUGCAUGCAGCCCCUGGAUCUCAAAAUGGUUUUGAACACAGCUCCUCUAGGGAUGGCUCUCAAGAAUGGGGGCUAACAGAUGCAAAUAUACAACAAACUGCUAAAGUUAUAGACUUUCUCACAGCGAGGUACGCCACAAGCCCAUGCCUGUAUGCAGUAGAGCUCAUAAACGAGCCUCUCUCACCAGGAGCAACUCUAGAUAGCGUGACCAAGUAUUACAAGGCAGGUUACGAUGCAGUUCGCAAGCACUCCUCGACAGCUUAUGUGGUGAUGUCAAAUAGGCUAGGUCCAGCCGAACCAAGAGAGCUAUUCCCUCUAGUCAAUGGCUUAAAUGGAACCAUAAUUGAUGUCCAUUACUACAAUCUCUUCUCUAACGUAUUUGACAACAUGACUGUCCAACAGAACAUUGAUUUCAUCCACACUAAUCGGUCGACUCAGUUGAACUAUGUCACCACUUCAAAUGGACCUCUCACCUUCGUUGGGGAAUGGGUGGCAGAGUGGCAAGUUUCUGGGGCAACAAAGGAGGAAUACCAAAGAUUCGGGCAGGCCCAAUUAGAGGUAUAUGGGCGAGCAACUUUUGGUUGGGCUUACUGGACUCUUAAGAAUGUGAACAACCACUGGAGCCUGGAGUGGAUGAUUAACAAUGGUUACAUCAAGCUUUAGGUAGUAGCAUGAAAGUUCAAGCUAAUCAAAUUGCAACUUGAGCCAAUAAAGAAAAUGGAAACAUUGAAAUAAAUGAUGUAAUGAUGUGUUUGUGUGUGUGUGAGGUAACCUUUUUACCCAACAAAUGGGAUUUGGGGAAACAGAUUAAAGUGGAGUCCACCGAAGAAGGAAGUGACAGUGUAGCCUUUUUGCAGGCAUCAUUAGUUUUGUCUUUGCCUUUCUUAGUGCCUAACAGUAAUCAUCACAAUAAGAACUCAAAUUGUUUAUGCCUGUAAAAUGUACUACAUGAAUCAAUUUUGAUUUGGAAGA
Messenger RNA from Manihot esculenta (cassava), 2005 nucleotides. Its product is annotated as probable glucan 1,3-beta-glucosidase A. Lineage: Eukaryota; Viridiplantae; Streptophyta; Magnoliopsida; Malpighiales; Euphorbiaceae. Gene Ontology annotation, molecular function: hydrolase activity, hydrolyzing O-glycosyl compounds; actin filament binding. The transcript is spliced from 7 exons. Gene Ontology annotation, biological process: cell migration; establishment or maintenance of cell polarity; actin filament bundle assembly. Gene Ontology annotation, cellular component: cytoplasm; actin cytoskeleton. The record is from RefSeq and is a predicted model, not a curated record. Bases 152 to 1696 code for a protein of 514 amino acids.